Lolium perenne is the source of this 1392-nucleotide messenger RNA. RefSeq lists its product as uncharacterized. The record is from RefSeq and is a predicted model, not a curated record. Lineage: Eukaryota; Viridiplantae; Streptophyta; Magnoliopsida; Poales; Poaceae.
UGUAACGCGAAGAAAUCAGGACUAGGGUUACCGUCGACGGCUGUGGGCUUGCAGGCAGGUCAUCCAUGGCUACCAGGAAGGAGCUCGAUGCGUUGGAGAGGACGUUUCAAGAGAACUCUUUAGAUCCGGAGGAGGACGAAGACGACGAGAAGAUGCGCUGCGUGCUGCCCUUGUUCUAUGAUAGCAAAGAGGAGGUGUGCGCGGAGAUUGCGGCGACGGCGGCGGCGGCGGCUGAGAGGCGGCGGCGGGAGGCCGAGGAGAAGGCACGAGAGGCGGAGGAGGAGAAGCGGCGGGCGGAGGAGAGGAAACGGCUGAAGGAGGAGGCCGUCUGGAGGCGAAAGAAACACGAAGAGGUCGUCAAUUCGAUCCGCCAGUACAAUACCAAGACCAAGCGCGUGGAGUACAUCCGGUUCCCCUUCGCGGAUUUCUCCAAGUUCAACCUCAACGAGAUAUCGCCUAUACUUGCCAUGAGAAACACUGGCAAGCAGAUACACGAUCGUGCAUAUUUUAAUUCUAUAAAUGUAUUAUCGGUCAAGAUAGUUUCCUCAGACAAAGGCUUCCCGCUUAAUGUAUAUGGCAAUAUUAUUCUUAGAGACAACCUCGACAAGAAGUGCAUUUAUCUCUUCUACCGCCCGACCAGAAGGGAUUCUGAGCUCAUUAAUUCAGAGGAUCAAUCAUUGAUCUUAACUGGCCCAAGUCGAGGACUUGUCCUAACGGACUAUAUUUAUAUUGAGGUCGAUCUUAAGAUGAAGCUUGGCCAAGGGAAGGAUAAACAACUUAGCAUAGGAUUGCUUGACAUUGAUGGCCGAGUGGCUCCUCGGGUGCCCACGACUGAGGUUCAGUGCUGCACCCUUGAGAGCAGCCUCAGCACCGUGGAGGUGAGAUAUGCACUAGUUAAAGAAGCAACGGAGGCUACUGUGGAAUUUCAAGUUCUCAAGGGAGAUUUCAAGGGUAAAAUCACAGCUCACACCACAAGAAUUCAUGAUAGGAUGUUGCUUCAUGAUAGCAGAGCUUGUGGUGCGGUGACCUCUUCUGAUGGUAGUCGAGUUAUCGAACUGUUGCGUCGUGUCCUAGCUGUCUGUGUGGAUGAGGUGCUGUUUAUUUCAGCUGAACCUGAAGGUGUGGAUACCCUUGUUAAGAAAUUUACUCCAUCCCUCAGUGGUUCCCAGAGUGAUGUAUUUGAUUGGGGUGCCGUUAAGUUAGGUGUGAAGGUAACUUGGUCCGUAAUAAGUUUCUAGAUUGGAUUUUAUCUGUACAGUUCAGGGAUGUAAUACUGGUAUGUGCCCUCUACUGUUAUGCACUGUAUGUUGAACCACAAAUCAUAUGUUGUUACUGACUGGUCUGGGUCUCUAAUUAGACUUUUAUUUAUUGAUGUUGCCUCUUAGCUUUUCA